UCACCAAACGGACAAGCAUUUCUCCUUGACCCCGACACCCCCGAGGGCCCUACACGAUAUCCUCACGCACGCAUUGCACCAGCCUCAAACCACCGGACUCUUUACAUUUCUGGGAUGGCGUGCCGCCGACCGGAUGGUACCUGGGAGGGAGUGACGGAGAACGCCGACGGAACACGCACCCUGGACAUUCGCAAGCAGACGGCUGCCGUCCUCAAGAACAUCGACGACAUUAUCAAGGGAGCUACAGAAGGCAAGGGAGGCAUCCACAAUGUCAUUGACGCUAUGGUCUAUAUCUUGGACAUGGAGAAUCACUACGCAGGUAUGAAUGAGGAAUGGAACAAGGUGUUUGCUUCUCGAGCCAGCGCACCAGCCCGGGCCACCAUCGGGGUGAAGGAUUUGCCGGAUCCGCGGCUGAUUGUGGAGGUUAAAGCUGUCGCCGUAGUU
Molecule: messenger RNA, 444 nt
Organism: Fusarium vanettenii 77-13-4
Lineage: Eukaryota; Fungi; Ascomycota; Sordariomycetes; Hypocreales; Nectriaceae
Exons: 1
Cellular component (GO): mitochondrion; cytosol
Molecular function (GO): deaminase activity
Source: RefSeq, a predicted model, not a curated record